Pieris rapae (cabbage white) is the source of this 4398-nucleotide messenger RNA. RefSeq lists its product as uncharacterized. Lineage: Eukaryota; Metazoa; Arthropoda; Insecta; Lepidoptera; Pieridae. The coding region runs from base 37 to 4122 and encodes 1361 amino acids. The transcript is spliced from 13 exons. The record is from RefSeq and is a predicted model, not a curated record.
UCCAAAUGCGGCGCUGUAUUCCAAGCUCUUGAAAAAAUGUUGCUAAUUCGGCCUUCGAAAACUUGGGACGAUCUUUCAAAGGAGCUCGUUUCGUUGUUAAAAUUUUGGUUUAAUAAACUUCAAUGUCAAAUGAUAAAACACGACACUGCUUGGUGGAAUUUUCUACUGAAGCUUUUGUAUUUUGUUAAAGAGUUAAGAACCAAAAGUCCACUCAUAAACAGUAAACUUGUAGAAGUGCUGGGUGAAGACUUACUUCAGCUGACCACAAAUAACAAUCUGGACUUGAAUCAGCGACGGGCGACGCUUCAAUGCUUUAACGCGUGCUGUGCGGAGUUGCCCAAACUCUCGAGAUUGGCUUUGAGAAAGAAGUUUGAGGAGUAUUUUACAAAGCUGGCGCACGGCAUGCCGUCGUGGGGCGACUUCAGGCUGCAGUUCAGCACAAUGGAGACUCUUUUGAGGUGGCUCUUGAGGCGGAACGAACGUUCCGUUCGAGAAGGAGUCGCCGCUUUGUGGUUCCCGCGUGACCUCUACUCGAGGAUGGCCGUCAAAAUCUUUUUGGAGAGGGAUUGGAGUAAUUUCUUUAAGGACACGAGAGAUUUCCUAAACGCACAAAACGAGAAUAACUCUUCAAUAAUAUCUCUAAUUUGUAAAAAAUUUAAUAUUGGCAAAACUGAAGCGAUAACUGCUACGGAUAAAAAACACUGGAUUGAUUUUAACAUGGAUAAUAAGUGUAUUUCCCUGAUGCUGGAGUUAAAAUUACUGCAGGUUCUUAAAAUGGCGCACGCCGUCUCCGACGCUCUCGUGAUAAAGAAAGACAAUACGAGAUCUGUGAAGUUGAUUAGAAAUGGCUCUCUGAUUCAAAUAGAAAUAACCGUAAUCGAGCCUUUAAACCGAUCAUCUGAAAAACUUAACAAUGAACGCGAAAUAAGUAUUUAUAUGAACGCGAUAAACGCCGACAAAGUCAACGAGUCGCUGAAAAAAAUAUUUGGAAUUAAAUAUGAGGCUUCGUUCAUGGGAGAAGGAGUUCAUCAGAGUUCACCCAACACCGCGGCAGACUGUUCACAAAUAGAAAAUUCGGAGGACAGUCGACAGUUCGCCAUUACCACGAGGCGCGGGAAGCAAAGCCGUGUCGGAGCCGCUACCCUCAACAAAGGAUGCUUCGCGUUGAAGUCUCCGUCCACUACUUCCACGACCUCACUGCUUUUCCUCAAAGAAAAAUUAUCGGAGUAUCCAGGGUGUGCUAGAACAGGCGACGAGGAAUACGGCCGUAUUUGCGCGAAGCAGCUGUUGCCUAGAGUCCCCGAAGAAUCCGAAGAAGACAUAUGCGUUUUAAGCCCUCGUAUCAAACCGCGCUGCGAUGCUGUCUUCUCCCACAAAAUUAACGUUCGAGAUUCUGUAGACAAAACCUCAGUUUCUAAACCCAGCACUAUCAGCGUAGUCUUAGCUACGACUAUAGAUUCUUACGAAGCCACCGGACCCCACGACACCUUGGAUGGCUUUCCAGAAGAUCUCGAACUAAACACGCUCAAUUAUAUGGCGUACCGUCAGCAAAACAAAAGUGAAAGUACAUCUGACUUACCAAGCGAUGUCAUUGAAAAUACGCCAUUCGUUAGACCUUUCGUCGGCGCACGGGAAAAUGUCAAAGUUUCUGAUAAUAAUUAUAAAAAGCAUUACGAAGAUAUCGAAACAGAAGUAAUCAAUUGCGUUAACGAUUUAAUUGAACAAGUUUGCACAGAAUAUGAAAUGAUUUCGCAGUUAAUAAAUCAAAAGGAUUUCACAAACAAAUUACUCAUUGAAGCUGGUCUUUCAAUAACUAACCAAAGUGAACAUCAGUCGACCGAUACUCAAAAAGCAAAGAAGAAAACUGCUAGGUCGAUUAAAAUUACUUUUCCAAAGACUAAGAAGAAAGUUAAUAAAAAGAAAACAGGGCAACGUCGACCGAAAACACUCGAAUCGCAGGCAGCUAGCAAAUUAUCAAUCACUUAUGAAACAGACAUCAAUCUUAAAAGUCCCAAAAACGAUAUUAAAGGACCAAUAACGCGUCGUAGGCGCAAAUUAUACUCCCCAAAAGAUAACCUUACAUUUCUUGGCCCAGUUGAUUCCGAGACCGGUGUACAUCAAAAUCUUACUCCGACGACUUCAAAGACUCCUUAUCGAGAGAUUCAAGAAAUGCGGGCCUCGCAUAGAGAAUCGACCAAAAGAAUAUCUAGACCAGAGGAGGUAGUCCUGUCAUCGCGAUCGAAAUAUUUAAACGAUGCCUUUGAUAAGUUAUUGCAGACCGAUUGUAACGAUGUAAACAUAAUGAAAUCGAACAUCAAAAAAGAUAUAUCAGUAUACAACUAUAUUGAUAGUGACGACAGCGAUUUCAAAGAUGACGUUAACCCGACGAAACCUUUGCUACCUUUACCAAAAACAAACCAAAAAAAAUCAAGAAAAAGAAAACAAAAAAGUAUAAAGGCAAGACAAGAUACGCUCAUUGAUGAAAGGAUGCGAAACGCUUCGGCAGAGCUAGACACGUCUUUUGUUAUUGAAAAACCCGUCGAAAUCUGCGAAAACGUAGAGGCGGUUAUAGUUGUUGAGCCGAUUAUCGAAGAUGAAAAUAAUUCAACCAAAAAAUCAAGAAUUAUUAAGAGCCGUGAUACUAAGAAGAAUACUAAAUCGAAAAACGCCACUAAAAAAGCAAACAAAAACGCUCAACGACCUACUACGAAAGUGAUGAACAUGUCUCGCGAUAGGGAAGAGAGUAUAAGCCCGGGUCUCAAAUGCGAAUUACAGGCAGACGAAAAGAAGUCUAGCGACUCUCUAGCUCAUUUGGACAAAAUUAACAUAAUCGAGAAAGCUGAGAAAGAGGAGUUAUUUGAGGAUAGUGAUUGUGUCUACGAAAUAAUUGAGACCAAAGCCACAAUCGAACACGUUCCACUGGUUAACGCCUCCAUUGAGCGCAUUCGAUUACCCCGGGGCCGAGCCUCCCGGGGCCAACCACAGGACUUUGAAUCGAUUCAAACUAUUGAAAACAACAAUGUGAUACCCGAAGCCGAUAACAAUGAGAUAUGUCGAAAUAAAAUAAUGGAUGAUGAAUUUAUUCAGCGCUUUCCACGCGUAAGUGUAGAGAGGAUGUCGGAAAAGGAUAUUAAUGAGUGGUUACCACGUGCUAAAACUUCCGUGAGCGGUAGGACGAGUGAAUCCUCAUCAAAACCGGAAAUAAACCAUGACAAAAGUCCGUCCGUCAGCCGUAAGUCACGUUUAUUUUCUCCCCAAUGUGAAAUUUUAGCAAAAAGCAAAGAUGGAAAAUUAUGCAAUUCUUUGAUUCUCCCAUUCAAGAACAAUAAAAAAUCAAAGAAUCAAGAAUAUAAUAGCCACACGCCUGAACUGAAACGGGAGGAUCCGGACGUAGAUAAUACGGAGAAAGAUAUAUUAUGUCGAAACAGUUCAUCGAUACGAGCCGUUUCUCUGAGGACUAGAAAUACUCCAAAAGCAUUGAACAAUCGCGUACUCAAGACGCCCUAUUCGAAGGAAAAUCUCAACAAAGACAUCCCUAUCGAGGGCCGCGCUGAAAAAUUGCGAUCGAUUUCGUCAUCGGAGUCAGACAAUCGAAGAAUUACCAGAAGAGCUCUCAAGAGGCCUAUCAGCGGCAACGACUCAUCUUCGAGAGAAGAAGAGACCGAGUGUUCGAUGAAAGAGUGUUCCAACGCGGAGGCGAUACAUAAUUGGUUGGAUCGAAGCCAACACGAGAUCGAAACGGAAGAACUCGACGGUGUGAGGCUGAACGUCUUUGAGGACAUUUUCAAUGAGGUCCAGAAGAAAAUCGAUUACGAUUUAGCGAAAAUUAAGAAUAAUACCAGGAAUUCGUUAUUACACAUUCAAAGCGGUGUAGUGAAGCAAAUAGAAGAGGCGCGUUUGCGUCGCCGGGCCUUGUACGAGGAGACCGCUCGCGAGAUAUUCUCAGACAUAGGCAAAACCCUCGACGCCAAGUUCACCGAGCUCGAGUCCAAGUGCGAGAGAGUCGACGGUCUAGUUCUGAAGAACAUUUCGCGAGACUCGAAGCAGCUGAUGUCCGAAAUCGCUGCAAUUGAAGUGGACGUGAGGUCCCACUCGGAACACUUAGCCCCGAGGAACAACUGACUCUAAGCUCCAUUUGUUCUUGGUUUCCUUCAUUCUGUGGUUAUCGAACUCACUUCAGUCACAGAUCACACACGAGUUAACUCGAUAAUUUAUAUUUAAGUUGUUAAAUGUUUUCUUUUAGUUAUGUUUAAUGCGUAAUUCGGUAAACUAUUGAUUUUUUUUAUAAUAAGAAAACUUUGAUUUAUAAUAUUAUUUUAAAGGUUUGUAGAACAAUACAAAAUACUGAAAUCAUAUCAUCGAAACACAAUGCAAUGUAAAUAAACGUUUUAAAAUUGA